UGGUUUAAAGGAUAGUGUGCAAAGAUUGGUAAAGACUUACAAUGACAAUUAAUAGUUUCUGGAGUUUUGGGUUAGUUUGAAUCAGGUUCUAAACAUGCCCGAGCAGAUUUUUUAGUAUAUGAACUAUAGUUCCAGUGCCUUUUUAGCGGGUGUCUCCGUGUAAAUCCUGCUAGGCACUGGUUUGUGCAGCGGUGUGAGUGGAUGGGUGGUCUCCGGGUCUCGGCUUUCACGGGUGACGUCACAGCGGAGCUGAUGGCGUCACAGCGCGUCCCGGCGGAGCGUCUCGAGCGCGUUGACGGAUCGCAGCAGCAGCGAAGGCCGACGCGACCGUGGCUCCGGCGGCCGGGAUCGAGCGACGCCAAGCCGGACACCGAGCGAGGAGAACAUGCAGGCUGUAGCGGAGGAGCUGCGGGCCGGCUCCCGGAUCCCGGUGACCGUCGAGCAGAUCGUCAACGACACGCUGGUGGUGACGCUCACGUACCGCGAGAGGAGCUACACGGGCAUCCUGCUGGACUGCAGCAGAAAGACUGGGCUGUUUUGCCUUCCAGACGUUGUUGGAAAAUCCGAAGAGAGCCUCAUAUUGAGACCGGACUGUGAAGUCUCGAGUGAAGAGGCUUCCCCUAAACCCGUUAGUCAGCCUACACAGCAACCAAAAGAUGAGAACACGGAGCCUGAGGUGGCUCCUCCGCUCGCUCCCGUACCUAUCCCGGUGCAACCGGGCCAGCCCACAUAUCCGCCGUACUUUGAAGGCGCCCCGUUUCCGCAGCCCAUGUGGGUCCGGCACACAUACAACCAGUGGGUACCGCAACCGCCGCCGCAUCCAAUCAAGAGGAAGAAGAGACGAAGUCGAGAACCUGGAAGGAUGACCAUGAGCACAAUCCGACUGAGACCUCGGCAGGUGCUGUGCGAGAAAUGCAAAAACACACUAAACAGCGACGAGGACAGCAAAGAUGGACCAACGGUGACCAAGACAUCCAGGAAGGAGAACGCGCCUCAAGCCAACGAGGAGGACACUAAAUCAACCCCAGCCAAGAGGAAGGACGACGGAGACAACAAAGAGUCAAAGAGACGAGAGGAAUCGACGGUCUAUGACACCAAGUGCUUCCGGAAGGACAAGAAGGACGAUGAGAAGUCUCCCAAAGGGGACAUCAUUCCCCAUAGUCCCGUGAUUAAAAUCUCUUAUAGCACUCCACAAGGUAAAGGCGAAGUGAUGAAGAUCCCCUCGAGGGUUCACGGUUCUGUCAAACCCUUCUGUCCGAAGCAGCUGUUACAGAACGGCCACAGAGAACGAGACGCUUCCAAGGAAUCCCAGAAAGUCGUGAAACCUCCGGUAGACGUCAUCCGAACGGGUCUUACCAUUUCCAUUCCCAAACUCAAGCUCCCAAAGUUGAGUAAUCCGGAUGCCCCUUCGCCCAAGAUACACUUGAGAUCCCGGGCCGACGGAGCGGAGCAGGUGUCCGCUUACGAGGCAGAACUAGUGGACGGCGUUCGGCGGAAAAGUCCUAGAGUUCCCAACUCUCAGUCUGAAGAUGAGGACGAGGAUGGUAGUGGACUGGCUGUCAUUCAGGGUUUUGCAGGCGCACCCAGGACGUGGUGA
Molecule: messenger RNA, 1597 nt
Organism: Sinocyclocheilus grahami
Lineage: Eukaryota; Metazoa; Chordata; Actinopteri; Cypriniformes; Cyprinidae
Product: PWWP domain-containing protein 2B-like
Exons: 3
Coding region: 386-1597 (403 amino acids)
Source: RefSeq, a predicted model, not a curated record